ACCAAUAUAAAAAGAGUGUAAAAUUAUGAACUAUCGAAGAAUUUCCGGAAUCACUUAUGUUUUCUGUCGAUUUUGAUGUUAAUUUUUUUUUUCUUGUAUUCAACUUUCAUUUUAAGGCCACUUAACCUAUGCUUGGCACAUGGCCCCCAAAAAACUAAGAUUUUCCUUUAUAAAUCGAUGACAAUAAAUUUAGCACACACCAACAUCAACACACUCAAAAUAAUGCAAACCAAGUCCAGCUUCAACUUCAAUCCUCGCAAAUAUUCACCAAUAUUCAGCAGCCAGGCUGAAAAGGAAUAUCAAAGAACAAAGAGAGUAUCAUUUGACACAGAAAUAUCCGUUCAUCAGUUGAACGAGUUAGCUAGCUAGCCGUUUUCCCUGUUUUAGCAGUCCCGAGCUGUAAAACAACAACAACAAAUCAAAGAAGAAGUCAUAAAAUGAAAAGAAAAAAAAAAUACUGAAACCCUAUACCCAUCAGGAGGUAAACGGGGGUGUUUUCGAAGAUACACUAACACAAACACACGAAUCUAUACAACACCUGAGCCUCCUCUUCUUCUAUAAGAGAGUUUGCCUUAAGGAAAAAUUUUGUUGCCAGCAACCAAUUCUAUACAACAACAAAAAAUUCUACGAAACAAAAUAUACAGAAAAACUUGUUUAAUGUCGGGGGCCUAUACACGAAUAUAAACACAAAGAUCUUUGUGUGAAAAACCUGAUAUUUUCAUACAAGUGUGUGGGUUGAGGUUUAGGUUUUUUUUCUUACCUGUAUUUACACUGUGUAGGUAGGAAAUAUACACAGGUAAAAAAUUCAGGUGUGUGUACUCAGGUGGACGGUAUAGAGUAGAGCGAGUGAAAUGCGCUGAGUUAAAUUAUAAGGUUAGUCUCUGCGAACGCUUUGCGAAGCACGGAUUUCAAACGGAUAAACGACUGACGACGGUGUGUGCUCUUAUGUGCUGAUAAAGAUAAAUUUAAAAAAAAAAUUAAAGAGAAGAAAAAUAAAACAAAUUGACCAAAGAAUCUCUGUGUUCAGUGUAAAUUUUGCACAAUUAUUUCGAUCCUAUGAAACCUUCAAAAAUUGUGACUUGAAAUUAAAGUUUAAAAAAAACGCUAUGAAUUUAGCAAAAUAAAUCAGUUUUUAUAAAAAAGUUUUCUGCAAUUCUUCUGUCGACAUCUUAAUUUUAAAAUUUCUGAACAAUAAUUCAUCAAAAUGAUUAAAUUUCGUUAUAAACGAAAAGAGCCAACAAAUAUUGUUGGUACAGCAGCAGCUACAGCACCCGUCCAGAAAGCUAUCAAAGAACAAUCUUCAAAGCAAACCAAAUUUAUACAAGGCAAUAAUAAUUCUUCAAAUGGAAAUUUGACAAAUGGUGGAGGUGGUGGUACAUUACCUCGCAUUAGUCCAAAAAAAUAUGCCGAACAAAAUGAUAGUAAUAAAUCGUCAACUUUGACAAGAAAAAGCACGGCGAAAAUAACUUCGGGUAUAGCAAUGGUUACACAAAUUCCAUCAACUGCUGAACAACUUCAUGGUCCAACUAAUGAAAUUAUUAUCAAUCGUGAUCGUUGUAUAAAUGCCGUUAUUGAACUUUUUCAACAACUCCAAACAAGUUCUGAACCAGCUCUCUGUCCCGAACCACUUCGACGUGCUCUAGCAAGUGGCCCCUUGGCUGGAAGAAGAUUCCCAUUGGGAUGUUUAGGUGAUGCAGCUGAAUGUUUUGAACUUUUAUUGCAUCGUGUACACUCACACAUAUCACCGGACGAUGGAGAUUCCUGUGAGUCACAAGCAUGCAUUGCGCAUCGUCGUUUUGCAAUGCGUGUUAUUGAACAAAGCGUUUGCAAGUGUGGUGCCAAUUCGGAGCAAUUGCCAUUUACUCAGAUGGUUCACUAUGUUUCAGCAUCAGCUCUCACAUCGCAAAACAAUUUGGCUAUACAAAAUCACCAACAACUGACUUUUGGUCAACUAUUACGUUCGGCAGGAAAUAUGGGCGACAUUCGUGAUUGUCCGAAUUCCUGUGGCGCUAAAAUUGGUAUCUGUCGUGCACUACUCAACCGACCAGAUGUUGUUUCAAUCGGUAUUGUUUGGGACUCUGAGAGACCUGCAGCCGAUCAAGUUCAUGCUGUUUUAAAGGCUGUCGGUACAACAUUAAGAUUAUCCGAUGUCUUCCAUCAAGUUUCUGAUCAACGUUGGGCACAAACUGUUCAACACGAACUUGUUGGUAUUGUGUCUUACUAUGGAAAGCACUAUACAACAUUCUUCUUUCAUACCAAGCUUAAGGUUUGGGUGUAUUUUGAUGAUGCUAAUGUUAAAGAGGUUGGUCCAAAUUGGGAAGGCGUAGUCGACAAGUGCAGUCGUGGACGUUAUCAACCAUUGUUAUUACUCUAUGCAGUUCCCCAAGCUCCAGCUGGCCCUCAAAUGCCACCCCAAUACAUUCAAGAACUUAUGCAUUCUACUGCCCGGCGGGCCAUCACACCCAGCCCUGAGAAACCCAUAAUGGGUAAUACCCGUCGUGCCAUAACUCCCACUCCCAUUCGAUCACCAAACGACUAUCAAAACCUUAGUGUCAUCCAGAGCAAAAUAUUCCCAUCUACCGAUGAAACCGACGCCUACAUAAGUCGCAAGACUGUCGAAAAUGUCUUGAACGCUCAAUAUCAGAAUUUAAGCGUGAUACAAGAUAAAAUCUUCCAAAAUGGCAACCAAUCAAUGGAAGACAAAGAUGGCGGAUUUUUAAAUCGCAAACCAAUCGAAAACACAUUGAAUUCCCAACUUGCUCGCAAACACCAUUUGAAUCUUCAUCGCAGUUUGAGUGCUGAAUCGGGGCAAGUUGCAAAUGGCUCCCCACCAAGUGAUGGUUUGACAAUCCCUGAUCAUCUGAAUCAACCUAGACGCCGUGAUUCAGGAAACUGGAGUGGUGAUAGAAAUUCUGCCAGUUCGGCUUCUUCAACGACUCUUGAUAAUCCCUAUCUUUAUAUGGUUGGCAAACGGGGAGGACCAGCUGCGGUCCCACAAAGCCCGACUCGACAAGCUGGUAUGCCUUAUGAUCCAGGUUAUGAUUCGUUUUCACUAUCAUCAACCGAUUCUUAUCCACCGAAGCACCACAAUCCACAAUUGGCUAAGAUUCCAGAAUCUGUAGUUCUAACCGGAGAUUGUGAGAAGCUUUGUCAAGAAGCUGAUCAACUUCUUGAGAAGUCCCGAAUUGUCGAAGAGUCUCAUGAUUUAGAAACAGCUCUUGUCCUGUGCAAUGCUGCAGCUGGAAGAGCUCGGGCAGCAAUGGAUGCUCCAUACAGCAAUCCACACACAAUGACUUUCGCUAGAAUGAAGCAUAACACUUGUAUAAUGAGAGCCCGAAGUCUUCAUCGAAGAAUUUUAGUUGAGAAGGGUACCGAUCUGGAGACUAAUUAUCCCCCAGAAUUGAUCAAAAAUAUCAUGAGUGGUGGCAGCGUUAAGCAUGUCCGUCAAAAUAGCAAAGACAAGACUUUGGAGAAAUCUUCAGUCAAUAAGAAUAUUGAGAUUUAUGCAACUUUGCCGAAGAAGAAGACACCUAUUAAAGCUUCUAUACUUGCUGACGAAAAUGCAAUUGAAUUUGAUCCACCGGCAAAACCAGAGCGAGAAAGUCGCAGCAUUUUUGGCCGGAAUAAAGAAAAGGAUAAGCGAAGUCGUAGUGAAGAUCGCAACAAGAUCUCCCGAGAAUUUUCGGUAGCUGAAACUUUGCUCGUAAAUGCAAAAGACACUCUAAAGAAGCACAAAGAAGAUAAAGACGAGAAGAAAGAAAAAGAUAAAAGUGGCAAGAAACAGCACAAAAUCCGUAGAAAGCUUUUAAUGGGAGGCUUGAUAAGAAGAAAAAAUCGUUCCAUGCCUGAUUUGACAGAAGCUAAUGCAGCUGAAGAACAGCAACAGAAAGAGAAACCAGCUGCUCCAAUUGUAUCAGUUGAUGACAGUACAGUAGGUUUGAAUAAAAACAGUAUGAGUGGGUACAUCUCAGAGGGACACUUCGACUAUCGCGAAGCUAACAACGCCAAUCCGAAUCUUGAGCGUAGUAAGCUAAUGCGAAAGAGUUUCCAUGGAAGUGGUCGACAAUUGACAGUUGUAGCGAAAGUAGCUCCACCUCCACCAUUGCGAACAAGUUCAGCCUUAACCCAACUCGAUCAAACUAUUCAACCAUUCCAUGAGGCAAAUCUUUCGAAUAUCUCCAGCAUGAGUGAAGAUUCCUGCCAGACAAUAAUUACCACCUGUGCGCAAGUUCAUUCAGAACAGUCUCCAAUGAAGCAGCAUGAAGAUCAGAAUAAUAGCUACAAAAAUCCUUAUGCCUAUCCUGAUGGGGGAGUUGAUGAAGUCGAUGGACGUCUUAUGGACUCUACACUUGAUCUUCCUCCUUAUCCCAGCCCACCGGCUUCGGCUUGUCAUUCCCGACAGGCAAGUGAAGAUUUCCCACCACCGCCACCAGAAAUCGAUAUGGAACCACUAAAUCAGCAAAUAAAUCAGAUUCAAGCUCUUGAAGCUAAUAAAAUUCGCAAUCUGGAAACCCUAGAAGGUACAACAAGCAUUUUAGCUCAACUUCAACAACGACAGCACCUAAUGAAGAUGAGGAAAGAUCAGAAUUCACCCAAUACUACUGCCAGCGAUAAUUGGUUGAAGGAACUGCAAAUGAAACAAAGCGAUCUUCGAAAUAAAAAACCGGAACCUGGCAACUCUCCAAAUAGUGUCAGAGAUUUAGCAAACCGUUUCGAACAAACAAAACUCCAACCACAACAAAUAGUUGAGCAAAAUUCACAAAUUCGAUCAUAUCCAUCGCAAGAGCUUCUCAGCAGCAAGCCACAAAUUCGUACACAAAUGAACGGUCUUCCCGGUCCAACCGGAGUCGACGAAGUCGACUGCCCACGACCACGAUUACCCUCAAACCAGGGACUGCCAAAACCGAAAUACGAAAUUGCCCAAAGCCAGAUUGCUGAGGAAAUACGAGAAGUCGAAAUGCUGAAUGCAGUUGUUCAGCAAACGCUGAAUAACUCACAAAAUGGUAUUAAGCGGGUGAAAAAGAAGAGUGUUUCGUUUUGUGAUCAGGUUAUUCUGGUUGCCACUGCCGAUGAAGAAGAAGAUGAUAGUUUUAUACCGAAUCCGAUUUUGGAACGGGUUUUACGCACUGCCCAAAAUCCAAAUGAUAAAGUCACUGCCCAGCUUAUUCAGCAACAACAACAAAAUAUGUUAAGACUUUCUACCGAGGCAACUCCAAGAAAUAUCUCCCAACAACAACAACAGCCAAGUCCGACACCUUCGACAAUGGAUAGUAGACGACCUAUUCCGCAAGAUAUGCAGCGUUAUAUUCAGAUGAGACAUCAACAUAGUCCACAAAUGGAUAUAGUUUAUCCGGGAAGUAACAGCCCACAAUUCCAUCAACAACAACAACAACAAAUCCCACCUAUGCAACAACAACAACAAGCACAAUCAUCCCAAUCCAAUUCCAAUCCAACUAACACCGCCACACAACACAAUAUGCGUUCACAAGUUUACACUCCAAUGCAGGACAUUUUCAGAAUGCAAAAUGUACCAGGACAGAUGAACGGAAGUGCCAAUACUAACACCAAUAACAACAACAAUUCCAGCCCCCACCUCAAUACAAGCCCACUUAACAAUGGUAACGGCUUGGUUCAGCAAUUACCGCCACGAACCAGUAUGAGCGGCAUCGCUAGUCUUGCCAACAUGCAACACAUGCAGAUGCCCAAUGGCAACACUGGACAAAUAAUGGACGCCAAUGUAAAUGGCAUCGUUGGAUCACGUGCACCAAUUGUUGUCGAUCAGCAGAGUUACCCUAACCCAGCUAAUCGGUUACAAGUACCGAAUUUGAAUCAAAGCUAUUUGGUAUCACUUCAAAUGGCAGCACAGAAACAGCAACAACAACAACAACAGCAACAACAACAACAAAUCAUGAAUCAACAACUCCCGAAUGGUUAUCAUAUGAUUCCCCAGCAAAAUGGUUACCAUCAAAUGCAAGAUGAUCGGCACCACGCUAACGGGCCAUCACCAUACCAGAGGGUACCAAUGCCUCAUGGUGGCUACCCUGGUAAUAAUAAUUCCCUUCCUCCAAAUUCCUCCCCUUAUUUUCAGCCACCAGCACCUUUGAAACAGAUGUCCCAAAAGAAGGUCAGCUUUGAGCCUGGCACGAAAGGUGAAGCCGAACUAACAUCUCAACAACAACAAAAUACUAACGGUAUGCCGACGUUAGAGAAUGGUCAACAAAAUGGCGGUGCGUCUGUAAAUGUCACCGUUAUUCCCACCCGUGUCUAUAACAAUGCGAUAGUGAAGGCUUCCGCAAAAGCAGUCGAAUGCAAUCUGUGCCGCAAACGUCAUGUAAUUGCGCCAGCGGUUUACUGUACAAAUUGCGAAUACUAUCUGCAGAUGUUGAACAAUAGAAGAUAGAUGUGGCAACUGUAAGCUCUUGGUUCGUUCCCGCCCUUCCACAAUAAUAUGGUCUCUUUCACUCUAAGUGCAAAUUAUUUAGAAAAGAUCUAAUAUUUUUAUAUUUUAGCUCUAUAUAAAUUUAGUUUUAUAGGUAUUUUUGUUGUUAAGAUUCAAAUUUUUAUUAUUAUCACUGCCUCUAAAAGUGGGCGUGGUCUUUGUGCAUAGUAGAAGGUAAGUAUUUGAAAAUGAUAUUGUGAUAUUCGAAAUUACAAUAUUUUUUUUUUUUUUAAUUUUUAUUUUUAAUUAAUUUUAAGUCUUUUUUUUAAUUUUUUGAAGAAUUAGUUUUUUAUGGUUGUACAUAAAAAAUCAUGUGAGUAUAAAUUUUAUUAAAUAAAAAAAUAUUUUUAAAAUUAUAUAUAUUUUUUUUAAGAUUAAGUUUUAUAUAAUUUAACUCUAUAAAUAUAUAUAUUUUUGUUUAGAAUUUUAUUUUUAAGGCGAUACCUGCGAAUGGUGUUGCAAAUGAGCGUACGUUUUAUAAUGAUUUUUUUACAAAAUAAAAAAAAAGAAAAACUAAUAUUAAAAAUAUAUAUAAAAUAAA
This is a messenger RNA of Episyrphus balteatus (marmalade hoverfly), 6980 nucleotides long. RefSeq lists its product as uncharacterized. NCBI's taxonomy places the organism in Eukaryota, Metazoa, Arthropoda, Insecta, Diptera, Syrphidae. Bases 1205 to 6400 code for a protein of 1731 amino acids. The record is from RefSeq and is a predicted model, not a curated record. The transcript is spliced from 6 exons. Gene Ontology annotation, molecular function: cysteine-type deubiquitinase activity. Gene Ontology annotation, biological process: protein deubiquitination.